This is a messenger RNA of Trifolium pratense (red clover), 1917 nucleotides long. Its product is annotated as zinc finger CCCH domain-containing protein 40-like. The record is from RefSeq and is a predicted model, not a curated record. Lineage: Eukaryota; Viridiplantae; Streptophyta; Magnoliopsida; Fabales; Fabaceae. Bases 207 to 1670 code for a protein of 487 amino acids. The transcript is spliced from 4 exons. Gene Ontology annotation, molecular function: pre-mRNA binding; U6 snRNA binding; metal ion binding. Gene Ontology annotation, cellular component: U2-type catalytic step 1 spliceosome; U2-type catalytic step 2 spliceosome; Prp19 complex.
CAAUAGAAACUCAUCGAUUUGGAAUUUGAUUCCGUUUCAAACAAAGGAUAUUUGCCAUUCCCUUCUUUUAUUUUAUUUUUCGAUUUCAGCUUCUUCUUUUUCUUCUUCCCUUUGAUAUUUGCGCAAGGGUGGGAAAAAGCUUUACUCGCUGAACCCUAAACCUAAACGAGCUUUCAAUCAAUCAAUCGAUCAAUCAAAACUGUAUCAUGGCGCAUAGGUUGCUCAGAGACCACGAAGCCGACGGUUGGGAGCGUUCUGACUUCCCCAUCAUCUGCGAAUCAUGCCUCGGUGACAGCCCCUAUGUUCGAAUGACGAGGGCUGAGUAUGACAAAGAGUGCAAGAUUUGUACAAGGCCAUUUACUGUUUUUAGAUGGAGGCCUGGUCGUGAUGCAAGAUAUAAGAAAAGUGAGAUCUGCCAGACAUGUAGUAAAUUGAAAAAUGUUUGUCAAGUAUGCCUUCUGGAUCUUGAAUAUGGACUUCCAGUCCAAGUCCGCGACACAGCUCUCAGUAUCAGUUCUAAUGAUGCCAUUCCAAAGAGUGAUGUUAAUAGGGAGUAUUUUGCUGAAGAGCAUGAUCGCAAGGCUAGAGCUGGUAUAGAUUAUGAGUCCUCGUUUGGUAAAGCACGCCCAAAUGACACUAUCUUGAAGCUUCAAAGGACAACACCUUAUUACAAAAGAAAUCGGGCUCAUAUUUGCAGUUUCUACAUAAGGGGUGAGUGUACUAGAGGAGCUGAGUGCCCUUACAGACACGAGAUGCCAGUAACCGGGGAACUGUCUCAACAAAAUAUCAAAGAUCGUUAUUAUGGGGUUAAUGACCCAGUUGCUAUGAAGCUACUUGGCAAAGCUGGAGAAAUGACAUCUCUGGAGGUUCCUGAGGAUGAGAGCAUUAAAACUCUUUAUGUUGGUGGACUUGAUGCUAGGGUCACUGAGCAGGACUUGCGGGACAACUUCUAUGCCCAUGGAGAAAUUGAGUCUGUCAAAAUGGUUCUUCAACGGGCUUGUGCUUUUGUAACCUAUACAACCAGAGAAGGUGCAGAAAAGGCAGCAGAAGAACUCUCAAACAAAUUGGUUAUUAAGGGCCUUAGGCUAAAGCUGAUGUGGGGCAGGCCUCAGACAGCAAAACCUGAGUCUGAUGGCUCUGAUCAAGCAAGGCAACAGGCCUCUGUGGCUCAUAGUGGGUUGUUGCCUCGUGCAGUUAUAUCACAGCAGCAGAACCAGGACCAAACCCAAGGAGGAAUGCUUUACUAUAACAAUCCACCUUCUCAGCAGGAAAGGAGCUAUUACCCUUCGAUGGAUCCCCAAAGAAUGGGUGCUCUUAUUCCAUCUCAAGACGGUGCUCCUGGCGGACCUUCUGGAUCUGGGGAGAACAAACCCGGUUCUGAAAAGCAGCAAAUGCAACAUUAUGGCCAUCCUAUGAUGCCACCUCCACAUGGCCAAUAUCAGCAUCAGUACUAUCCUCCAUAUGGUGGUUACAUGCAUCCAGUUCCCCCUUAUCAACAGUACCCACCACCACCAUACAAUGCUCCAAUGCCUCCACCCCAGCCACAUGUUGCAAAUCACCCCUAUCAACAUUCUAUGCAACCAGGGUCUUCACAAACAGGGUCUGGACAAGUUGGGUCUGCACCGGCUGAAACUGGAACAUCUACAUCAGGAGGGUCACAACAACAAUGAAAGAUAGUGAUAUUUCUUCUUAUUUUUAUUUGAAGUUUAUUUCCUUAAAGUACCGAUGUUGACAGCAAAGAUAGUUUGGCUCAAGCAGAUCUCAACUAGCUUGAUAUUGACUUGCUCGAACAAGUUAUUGUAUUUGAUUUUGUGUUUUUGUAUCAUUGUCACACCAAGUCUGAUCUUUAGAAUUGCAUUGCACUAAAUUAUGUUACAAAAUGUUAGAUGUUAUAAAGUACCCACUCGAUUUUCAUGA